AUGGGUUUGUUAAUUGUGGCAUUGUCACUAUUUAGUGUCGUUCGUGCUACAUCUUUAUACGAAGUUGGAGACUCCAACGGAUGGACAACAACGGUGGGUCUUGAUUAUUACAAGACAUGGUCUUCUUCAAAGACUUUCUACGUUGGAGAUGUACUCAUCUUUCAAUACAACAAGACUUUCCACAAUGUGAUGGAAGUGAGUUUCCAAGAUUUCGAAUCGUGCAACCCUAAUUCCCCUCUGACCACAUACCACUCUCAGUAUGAACCAGUUAUCCUUAACCGAACCGGUCACUACUAUUUCAUAUGUGGUCUGCCUGGUCACUGCGAAUCUGGUCAAAAACUCGACGUCCUAGUCAUGCCUGCGUCUCUAGAGAAUACUACUCCCAUUAUUCAACCAAACAACGCAUCUUCUUCUAAUCCUAGUCCUAAGCCUUUAGAGGAUCCUCUUGAGGUUCUUCCUGUAGAUGAUGCAACAAUCGCAACACUUCCUUACAAUGCGGGCUCAAGUCUUUGCGUGUGGAGUGGCUUAAGCAUGCUCUCGUCCGUUCUUCUACAAGCCUUAGUUUUUCUUUGA
This is a messenger RNA of Arabidopsis lyrata subsp. lyrata, 573 nucleotides long. Its product is annotated as mavicyanin. Lineage: Eukaryota; Viridiplantae; Streptophyta; Magnoliopsida; Brassicales; Brassicaceae. The transcript has a single exon. Gene Ontology annotation, cellular component: plasma membrane. The coding region runs from base 1 to 573 and encodes 190 amino acids. Gene Ontology annotation, molecular function: electron transfer activity. The record is from RefSeq and is a predicted model, not a curated record.